Messenger RNA from Beta vulgaris subsp. vulgaris (sugar beet), 3203 nucleotides. Its product is annotated as ubiquitin carboxyl-terminal hydrolase 18. Gene Ontology annotation, biological process: protein deubiquitination. Bases 446 to 2740 code for a protein of 764 amino acids. Gene Ontology annotation, cellular component: nucleus; cytosol. Gene Ontology annotation, molecular function: cysteine-type endopeptidase activity; cysteine-type deubiquitinase activity. Lineage: Eukaryota; Viridiplantae; Streptophyta; Magnoliopsida; Caryophyllales; Amaranthaceae. The transcript has 11 exons. The record is from RefSeq and is a predicted model, not a curated record.
CAUCCACGCCACAUCAGACACACCUCAAACCAGCAAAUUCUCUGCAACUCCUAUGAUUUACAACAGUCAGAAACCUUCCUUUCUUAAACAACAAUCAAAUAACACCAUCUGAUCUCUAUUAUUAAUCCACCUCACUAUACACCUAAUCAGACGGCUAAUAACUCUCCAACAAACAAAGAUCUCACAACUCCCUAACUAUAUUAAUUAAUUACCAUUACUAUUAACUUAAUUUUUUCUCUUUUUUGUUUCCAAAAACCAGCGAAUAUUUGUUCUGUUUUUCAUCAACAAACAAACUAAAAAAACAGAGAGUAAAACUAAAAACCCAGAAAAUACAAACACAAAAAAGUUUCCUUAAUUUUCUCAAAAUCAAUAUAUUUCUCCCCAAAAAAAAAGAUUUCUUUUCAAUGAAAAAAUUAUAGAAAGUGGGGAAAGUGUAUAAAAAUAGAUGCAUGUCUCCUCUAUCACCUCGACACUGUGUUUGGAUCCGAACCCGAAUAGUAAUUGGAAUUGGGUGCUCCAGUUUUUGAUCACAGCUUUCAUUCUUUCUUUAGGGUUUUUAUAUUUGCUUCGGUCUACUGCAUCAAAGUAUUUUGUAGUUGAUACUAAUUUUAAUUCUUCUUCAACGACGUCGUAUUCUAUCUCCUCGUCAAUGGCUGUUGCUGCGGCUGAACCGUGUGCUGUUUGUAGUCAACCUGCUACUAAACAUUGCGCUGGUUGUAAAGCUAUUAAAUAUUGCUCCCAUGCUUGCCAAUCACGACAUUGGCGAUCAGAGCACAGGAUAAAAUGCAAGGAACUUCAAUCAUCUAGCAAGCGAAAAUCAAUCCAGGAGACUGGUGGAAAGCGGCAUAUGUCCAUUGCUUUGGUCCCUUCAAGUGGACCAGACAAAAUUGAGAGGGUUGUGGACAAGGUUCUCUUCCCUUACGAUGAAUUCGUCAAACUUUACAACUGGGAAAAGUCGAUCUUCCCACCUUGUGGACUUCUAAAUUGUGGAAACAGUUGUUAUGCGAAUGUGGUCCUACAAUGUCUUGCUCACACCCGUCCACUUCUAGCAUAUUUAUUGGAGAAAGGUCAUCGCAGAGAUUGCAGGAGGAAUGGGUGGUGUUUCCUCUGUGAACUUGAAAUGCACCUCGCAAGAGCUAGUAAAAGUCAGCAGUCCUUUUCACCAAUUAAUAUCCUGUCACGGUUGCCGAGCAUUGGUGGAAAUCUUGGCUAUGGAAAACAAGAGGAUGCUCAUGAGUUCAUGAGGUUUGCAAUUGAUACAAUGCAAUCUGUCUUCCUUGAUGAGCAUGGUGGUGAGAAAAACAUCGAUCCCAAAUCUCAAGAGACUACCCUUAUACAACAUAUAUUUGGUGGUCAGCUUCGCUCCCAGGUCAUAUGUACAAAGUGCGAUCAAGUCUCCAAUCAAUAUGAAAAUAUGAUGGAUCUGACGGUUGAAAUGCAAGGAGAUGCUACAUCUUUGGAGGAGUGUCUUGAUCAAUUUACUGCAAAAGAGUGGCUUCAUGGAGAAAAUAUGUAUAAAUGUGAUGGAUGUAAUGAUUAUGUCAAGGCAUGGAAGCGUCUGACCAUCCACCAAGCUCCACACGUACUUACAAUUGCUUUAAAAAGAUUCCAGAGUGGAAGAUUUGGGAAGAUCAACAAAAAAAUUACUUUUCCUGAUGAUUUGGAUCUGAACCCAUAUAUGAGUGAAGAGAGAGAUGGCAUGGAUAAAUACAAGCUUUAUGCUGUUGUUGUCCAUGUGGACAUGCUAAAUGCAUCAUUCUUUGGGCAUUAUAUCUGUUACACAAAGGGUUUUGAGGGAGACUGGUACAGAAUCGAUGAUUGCAAGGUGACGAGGGUUGAAUUAGAUGAAGUGCUUUCACAGGGAGCUUAUAUGCUUUUGUAUAGAAGGAUCUGCGUUCGACCAAAAUGUCUAAAGACAUUUGAACCUGCAACAAGUCAGCUGCAUGAGGGGGAGAAACUGCUUACUGAGAUAGAGCAUAGUAGCUCAAUCCCACGGGAGGAGACUUCAAUUUCUUUGGAGAUGUGCAAUUCCGUUUCUACUUCAGCUUCUGAGCAUUUGUCUGGAGUUCACCAUGAACCCAUCAACCGAGAUAUGGGAGACUCUCGGAGUGUGUUAGGUCCACCAGUUUCAGUUGAAGUUCUUGGAAAUGGAAAUGGAAAUGGUCCUUGUAAUACACUUAAAGCUGUAAGUUUUCAAAGGGUUUUCAGUUCUACUAGUUCAAGUGCUGAAUCACCUCGUGAAGUUCCUGAUAUCCUUAAAUCAUCUGCUAUGGGUAUAAAUGGAUGUAAUGACACCUCACGUGAGGGUUCAGCUACUACACAAGUAUCUGAUAGAGAAGCCACUGAUAUUUCUGCGAUUAGGCUAUUGGGUCCCACUAGAAAACUUGAAGAGCAUAAGGCUGAGGAUGAAUGUCCUAUAAUUGGCAUUACUGGAAAUGCUCCCUCUGUCAUCGACCAAACUGCCCCUUUUGAGAUGAGCAGUUUGGGUAAUGAUUCUGUUGCUGGUUUUUCCCACAGUUCAGAUAAGGAGUCUGUUGCUUGGUUUUCCAACCGGAGAAGUUUCAAGUGGGCAGAUGUGGAAGACGCGGAAUUUUCAGAUGACAUGGAGGGGGACAGUGUGGAACUUAAUGAGCUCGAUAAAUGUUUGAAUGGUGUCAUCCAUGAUGUGGUAAUUGAUGAAAGUCCUACUAACAUUUGCCUGGAGAAGCCACCAGAGAAGCCUCCUCAAGUGCAUGGCUAAGUCUUUUGCAUUAUAGUCUGUCAUAUGGAACAUUUAUGACAAGUCAUGAAUGGAUGGAGCAGGUGACUCUAUUUGGUGUACCUUUGUUGUGGGAUGUAUGACUGGUGCAAGACGAUGGCUGCUUGGACCAUAUUUAAUGUAGCAAAUAAAGCCUAUAAUUUACCCUUCUUUUGCUGUCACACUGAACAAGCUCAAGCAGCAACGGCGGACAAACAUUUCUUUCAAGGUUUAUAUUAACACAUUGGUUAAGUUGGAGAAGAUCAAACUGUGCAUAGAUUUAGUAUAGAGUUGAAGAAAUAGAUCAUAAUUUUUUUGUGUUUGAGGAUUAUAUAUUUUUGGAUGACCCUGCAUAAAAGAACUGAUUUAGGAGUCUUGGAUUUCAGUAUUAGAAGAAAUCUUGGAUGCUAACCAUUCAAAUUGUUGAUGUUAAUGUUAGUGAUACAAAUUUGCACUGGGGACUGAA